AUGAAGAGAAAAUUGAUUCGCAUUUGUAUAGUUGUUAUAUCUGUUGUGACACUCUUUGGGGGGGAACUAAACGCUCGUGGGCACCAACAUCUGGUCCAAAAAGGCGAUACGUUGUGGGGGCUUUCUCGGAAAUACAAAGUACCUCUCAAAUCGAUUAUCCAAGCUAACAGUAUUCAGCCGACGAAACGGUUACAGAUCGGAGAAAAACUCUUAAUUCCUGGAGCCCCCGUUGAGGGAAUUUGGUAUCGGGUUCAAGCCGGGGAUACAUUGUCUGGUAUUGCGAGUCGCCAUAACGUUGACUGGCAAGACCUUCAGCGAAUUAAUGGUAUCUCUUCGCCUCGCGCCCUCCAGAUUGGCACAAGAAUUCGUAUUCAACGAGAUGACAGCCUCAGUUUUGGAAAUCCGCUUCGGGUCCCUUUAGUUGUAACCUCAAAGUAUGGUUAUCGGCCUCACCCUGUGACUCGCCGCUAUCAGCGCCAUGAAGGUAUAGAUUUCCGCGCCUCCACGGGUACCCGCGUUUAUGCUUCACGAGCAGGUCGGGUGAUCUUUGCUGGACGGAGAGGUGGUUACGGUAAAAUCGUAGGUAUCGAACACGAGGGCGAUUUUACGACGUGGUAUGGACACUUGUCACGUAUUAGAGUGAGAGUUGGGCAAACUGUCUCAAAGGGAAAGGUAAUUGGGCUUUCCGGGAACACUGGUAUUUCAACAGGACCCCAUUUACAUUUUGAAAUUAAGUACAAAGGCAGGAGUGAAAAUCCAACGAAUCACAUUAUCAUACCAUAA
This is a messenger RNA of Geodia barretti, 783 nucleotides long. Lineage: Eukaryota; Metazoa; Porifera; Demospongiae; Tetractinellida; Geodiidae. The record is from the annotation of a GenBank genome assembly.